This is a messenger RNA of Venturia canescens, 1054 nucleotides long. RefSeq lists its product as uncharacterized. The record is from RefSeq and is a predicted model, not a curated record. NCBI's taxonomy places the organism in Eukaryota, Metazoa, Arthropoda, Insecta, Hymenoptera, Ichneumonidae. Bases 34 to 786 code for a protein of 250 amino acids. The transcript is spliced from 4 exons.
UUCACUUUCCCGCUUCGUCCCUGUGUCAAGGUCAUGCCUCCGAGGCCGUCGAGCUCCUGGGGACGAGGGAAAUUGUUUUUCGCUCUGGUGUUAUUCUCGUUGCACAGAGUUGGCCCGGUCGAGGGAGAAGGAACGUUGACGAACCUGACAACGUCAGGCUCCCAAGGACGCUACCUCGUUUUUCCACCUCGAUCCUCGUGGGCGCCUACGAAAGUUCAGUUGAUAAUGGGACUUGGUCUUCCAAUGGAAGUCGACGUCAGCAUGAUCGUUGGUUACGUGAUGAAAUUCAAUUACGCCUUGCCCGACAACGCUUCUUACUUGACCCACCCCUAUGCUUCCCGUUACGAUCGAUCCAUCCAUCGAAACCCUAGUCUUGGACACCAAAAGAAAAGUUACGAUGAAGAGCCCCGACGAGGGAGAGAGAAAAUGGUAUCGGCAACGCGCUGGGAAAUCUACAGGGUCAUCGAGACAGCCCUCGAAAGCUUUCGAGUUUCGGGAAAGGGCUGCCUCUUGAGAACUGUUUGCCACGUUGCGGAAGUAGCCUUCGACAACCCUCGUUCAGGACUCUUUGCUGAACUUAUCCAUGUACUGCUCACUCCAUCGACGACCCGUGAGAAAUACGAAGCGACUGGCGAUCAGGAAUACCAUUCGGCCGAAGCUGCGGGUAGAGAUAAUCCAGGAAAAUGUGAAACGCUCUUUUCCGAAUGUGAUCACAAUCUUCUCGAAUAUUUUACGGAAAUUAAUGUCAUCGAAGGAGCAAUGAAGUAUCGUGGGCUGUACGAUUGAACAUUGUGCAUUGCGAUCGAUAAAAGUCGACGUAUUCGCGUCGAGAAUAAGCAGAGUGAGCAGAGAAUAAACGAAAAGUGAAAAAAAAAAUUGUAGUUCGAUGGAACGCCGCUAGAUGGCGCGAGGGCCGAGUCGCUCGCGUUGACAGAGCGAGGCAUCCAAACGUAUAUAUAAGGCGAUCAGAGGCGCUUCAUUUUCUCAUGGAAAAUCGUACGAGUCGACGGAUUAUGAUUUAUUCAUGUACUGUUAGUAGUUAUAAGAUGGAAUA